Molecule: messenger RNA, 776 nt
Organism: Dreissena polymorpha
Lineage: Eukaryota; Metazoa; Mollusca; Bivalvia; Myida; Dreissenidae
Product: zinc metalloproteinase nas-5-like
Exons: 5
Coding region: 28-648 (206 amino acids)
Biological process (GO): proteolysis
Molecular function (GO): zinc ion binding; metalloendopeptidase activity
Source: RefSeq, a predicted model, not a curated record
AAUGAAGCCCUUACCAUUUUAAAAGCUAUGAAUCACUGGAGCAGACACACGUGCUUGCACUUCGUACCACGGACAGACCAAUACGACCGUAUCAUAUUCAGCCCUGACGACCAUUGCGUGUCGCAUGUAGGGAGAAAAAAAGGGAAGCAAUACAUCUUACUGGAUCCGCAAAUGUGUAUGACGUUGCCGAUCAUUUUACACGAGAUUGGGCACGCCAUUGGUCUAUACCAUGAGCACCAGCGGGCAGACCGGGACAAUUACAUCACUAUAAAUUAUCAAAACAUUAACCGGCACUACCAUUACGAAUUUGACAAAGUCAACCCGGACGCAUAUCUCGCUUUUAACAAGCCGUAUGACUAUCACAGCAUAAUGCAUUACGGCAAACAUAUUUUCGCCGACAGAAAUGCUAUUUCAAUGGAAUCGACUAACAAAAUUUACUCGGAUAUUAUUGGAGAAGCACAACACCCCAGCUUCCAUGAUGUACAAAUUGUGAACGCCAUGUAUAAAUGCUCAGAAAAAUGUCCUCACGUAGAAUGCCCGAAGGGUGCAUUUGUGGGGAAAAAGUGCGAAUGCUUCUGCCGAGGACCUCUCAACGAUCCGGUCCAACGAUGCAACAACGGUAUGGACGUACCGGUCGAAAACAUAUAAAUGAUCUACCACAAAUCGCAGUUGCAUACCUUAUUUCACAAUUGUUUUCAUUUUCAAAAACUGUUUGUAACUGCAAAAGAAGUUUCAAACCUUAUGCAUUCCCAUCAGUAAUCAACUAUCAAAUAAAU